Messenger RNA from Sebastes umbrosus (honeycomb rockfish), 1498 nucleotides. RefSeq names its product dexamethasone-induced Ras-related protein 1-like. Bases 143 to 946 code for a protein of 267 amino acids. The record is from RefSeq and is a predicted model, not a curated record. Gene Ontology annotation, molecular function: GTPase activity; GTP binding. The transcript has 2 exons. Lineage: Eukaryota; Metazoa; Chordata; Actinopteri; Perciformes; Sebastidae.
AAUACAGGACUCCAGUCCUCAGACACAAAACACACAGCAGAGCAAACAGCAACCAUCUCCACUGACUGACUGCUCCACCGCUCUUUUUACGCACUCUAUCUCGAUCCAAGGGAGAAAAAAAAAGCAGUCCAAGUAUAUCAACAUGAUUAAGAAGAUGUCUCCCUCCGAGAGCGAUUUCGACAUCCCAGCCAAGAACUGUUACAGGAUGGUGAUUCUGGGAUCCACCAAAGUCGGUAAAACGGCCAUCGUGUCCCGUUUCCUGAACGGGAGGUUCGAGGAGCAGUACACGCCGACCAUCGAGGACUUUCACAGGAAACUGUACAGCAUCAAGGGAGACGUUUACCAGCUGGACAUACUGGACACAUCAGGGAACCACCCAUUCCCAGCCAUGAGGAGACUGUCCAUACUCACAGGUGACGUGUUCAUCCUCGUCUUCAGCCUGGACAACCGCGACUCCUUCCAGGAGGUGCAGCGGCUCAAGCGGCAGAUCUUCGAGACCAAGUCGUGCCUCAAGAACAAGAUCAAGGAGCACAUCGACGUGCCCCUGGUCAUCUGCGGCAACAAGGGCGACCGGGAGUUCUACCGGGAGGUGCAGCAGGAGGAGAUAGAGCAGCUGGUGGCCGGCGAAGACGAGAAGUGCGCCUACUUCGAGAUCUCCGCCAAGCGCAACGAGAACGUGGACAAGAUGUUCCAGACUCUGUUCACCAUGGCCAAGCUGCCACACGAGAUGAGCCCCGACCUGCACCGCAAAGUGUCCGUGCAGUACUGCGACAUGCUGCACAGGAAGUCCAUGAAGAACAAGAAGAUGAAGGAAAUCGGGGAGGCGUUCGGCAUUGUGACGCCGUGCGCGCGGAGACCCAGCGUGCACAGCGACCUCAUGUACAUUAAGGAGAAGGCCAUAGGAGGCGGCCAGGGCAAGGACAAAGAGAGAUGCUCAAUUAGUUAAAAGAAAAGAACGCGAAGUAUAAACUCGACACGAAAUCUUUGAAAUGAGAAGGAGCCUGGUGCGUCAAGCUUUGAGAGGCGACCCGUGCUGCCGGCUGCCUCCAACUGACACGGGGAGGUGUGGAGACGCCGCGGGGCCGCCGCCACCGCCGUGCGCUCUGACGCAGCGCCGUCUCCACUCUGGAGACACACUGACUGAAACUGGACACGCUGAGUCCGCUCGAGCUGCCAAAAAAAAAAAAAGAAGACAUUUGAGAAUGUUUUGCUUGUUCUGUCAACCAGAACUCAAUGUGUGAAGUGGCUUAAGACUCGCGCAAAAUGUGUUUUGUUGACGUCAUGCCUUUUUACAGAUGCCAGAGGUGGAGAGAGAAAAGAGACUCUUUAGACCUCAGAAGGGGCAAUGUUGUUGGGGGGGGGGAAACAAUGUUGUUUACAUCUAUUUUAUAACGGCUACUUGAAUGUUUCAUUGCAAUCUCUUUUUUAAAUGUGAAUGUAUAUUUAUUGCAAAGAAGUCAAAGAAAAUCUUAAUUUAAUAAAAACAAACUAAAACAUA